CCCGCGUGACCUGCUCCUCGGGGCUGCCCCGCAGGUCGGGCGAGACGCGAGACCCCCAGGGCCCACCCGGGGCUCUCUGGAAGCGCGACCCCUGCUCUGAGCUCUGGCCACCCCCGGCUGGCCGCAGAGAAGUGCUGAUGGGGCGUUUUCCCGGCACAGGCCACUGCCCCUGACUCUGUGCGACAAAGCCACAGCCCAGGUGGCCGUCCCAUGGCGCGGGAGGAGCAGGGCCGGGAGGAGCUGGCCUACGACCGGACGUCCACCCUGGAGCGCGGCCGGCCGGAUGCGGGCAGCUACGCCCCGGACACCAAGCCUGGCGAGCGGCCGCUGGCCACCAGACUGCCUCGGUGCCUCAGCCACAGGACCUGGGUCCUCUCCGUGCUGAUGGGGAGCUGCCUGCUGGUGACCUCGGGGUUCUCGCUCUACCUGGGCAACGUGUUUCCUUCCGAGAUGGACUAUCUGCGCUGUGCAGCGGGCUCUUGUCUCCCCUCAGCUGUCGUGAGCUUCGCAGUUUCCAGGAAAAACAUCAACGCAAUCCCCAACUUCCAGGUCCUCUUUGUCUCGGCGUUCGCCAUCACCACCACGUGCCUCAUCUGGUUCGGGUGCAAGCUCGUUCUGAACCCGUCAGCCAUAGACUCCAGGCAGGGUGGCCAGGAGGCGAGUCAGGUGGGGCCACACUUCCGGCAGAUCAACUUCAACCUGAUCCUGCUGCUGCUCCUCGAGCUCUUCAUGGCGGCCACCGUGAUCCUCUCGGCCAGGUCCGGCGAGGCCAGCGGCCGGCAGAAGGCCUCUGUCUCUGACACCACCCUCAUCUCCAGCCAAGUGGCCUUUCCUGCUCGAGUCCUGAAGUCCUACUCGGUCAUCGAGCUGAUGGCUGGUGUCUCAGCCGUCCUGGGCGGCGUUAUCGCCUUCCACGUGGACGCCUCCGUGUCAGGCCCACACCUGUCGGUCACCUUCUUCUGGAUCUUAGUGGCCUGCUUCCCCAGCGCCAUCGCCAGCCACGUGACGGCAGAGUGUCCCAGCAAGUGUCUGGUGGAGGUUCUGAUCGCCAUCUGCAGCCUGGCGUCGCCCCUGCUCUUCACGGCCUCGGGCUACCUGUCCUUCAGCGUGCCCAGGGUCCUGGAGAUGUUCAAGGCCUACCCGCCGGCCAUCAAGUCCCACGACGUGGUGCUGCUGCUGCUGCUGCUGGAGCUCCUGCUGCAGGCAGCCCUCAACACCUGCACCGUCGUCCACUGCGUGCGCUUCAAGGUGAGCGCGGCCAGCAGCGCCCCGCACCCCGGCCCGCAGGAGCGCCCCGCGGGGGAGGUGGCCAGGACCCCGCUGAAGGAGUUUGACAAGGAGAAAGCAUGGCGUGCCGUGGUGGUACAGAUGGCGCAGUGACUGGGGCCACCGCCUGACCCACAGUGCACUGACCACACUCCCGCAGGCACUGACCACGUUCCUGCAGGCACUGACCACACUCCCGCAGGCACUGACCAGCCCCCUAGGCUCCCACAGGCGCUGACCAGCCCCUCUAGGCUCCCGCAGGCACUGACCAGCCCCCUCUAGGUUCCCACAGGCACUGACCAGCCCCCCCUAGGCUCCCACAGGAACUGACCAGGCCCCCCUAGGUACUGACCAGGCCCACCAGGCACUGACCAGGCCCACCAGGUUCCUCCCAGGACUGCUCAGGCCCACCAGGCACUGACCAGGCCCCCCAGGCACUGACCAGUCCCCCCCAGGCACUGACCAGGCUCACCAGGUUCCUCCCAGGACUGCUCAGGCCCACCAGGCACUGACCAGGCCCCCCCAGGCACUGACCAGGCCCACCAGGUUCCUCCCAGGACUGCCCAGGCCCACCAGGCACUGACCAGGCCCCCCAGGCCUGCCCCCAGCAGCAGCUGUCAGUGUCCCUGGCUUGGGUCCUGGGUGCUGAGGGCCUCCCCACUGCAGCCGGCCCUGACUCUCCUCUGGUCUGGGGCAGCCCAGCACACCCACCUCACAGCAGUAGGGAAGGGGCCGCCAAGACUCUUGCUCGGGUCCUGGUGGCCCAGUGCCCCUGCAUCACUGCCCAGACGGUGGUCAUCACCCACAGUGCCCACAGCCAGGCCAGUCUCACUCACCCCUCAAGGUGAGACCAGCCACGUGUGCGCUGCCGCCCCACCAGGCCCGUCUUCCCCGGCUCCCCACCACCCGCAACUUCCCCGAGUCCCUCGGUCUCUCCCACCGGUCAGCUCAGGGCAGGGAUGCCCAGCCCUCUCCACGAGCCCAGGCUGCAGCAACAGUGCAGGGAGUGAGGCCCCUGUCCCGAACGCAGCUGACCCGGGUGCAAUCCCCGGCCAGGUGUGAUUCCCGAGUGCGGAGCCAGGAGUCAACCCUGAGCACUCGGACGUAGUCCAAAAACAAAAACCAACAGAAGUUCCCACUUCUGCGACCGACCCACGUGCGCUGCUCACUACCUCCACGUGGCUCGCCUUGAACCCUGACCCUUGGUCACCUGAGGUCUGAGGCCCAGCAGACAGAGGCCAUUUCCGUCAGUCAUGAGGGAUGGUCCCAGCUCAUACCCUGCGCUGUCUCCACCCAUGCCCACUGCUCCCAGAAUCUUCUAGAACUGUCAACUCCUCCCUGUGACACGGGCCCUCACACGCCCAUGUGCCAGGACCCCCUUCCCACAGGGGACAGUGCAACAGCUCACCAGGGUUUCCACCCGUGUCUGGGCAAUGCUGCUGACCACAAGUCAUGAAAAAUCCAGACGCAGCCAUGUCAGCCGGUGGCCAGGGGUGUCACAGCCCCCCCUGGCCUCAUCUCAAGCAGGGAGCCAGGUGCCAGGGCCACAAGUUGGCGCUGCCCCCACCGCACGCCCUGGGGCAGGGGACACGCCCAGCACCCACUAGCCUGUGGGGUCCAGAAUCCGGUUCCGCCCGCGUACUAGGCAGCACCUCCCGUCUCAGAGCGCGUGGAACUUUAAGGACUAAGUUCUGUCCAGGGCAGUUCGCUGUGAUCUAGUUUUUAAUGCCACCCAGCAAUAAAGGCUUGGCAGGAAACAUGG
Sorex araneus (European shrew) is the source of this 3028-nucleotide messenger RNA. RefSeq names its product modulator of VRAC current 1 (gene MLC1). The transcript is spliced from 11 exons. The record is from RefSeq and is a predicted model, not a curated record. The coding region runs from base 211 to 1380 and encodes 389 amino acids. Gene Ontology annotation, biological process: regulation of response to osmotic stress. Gene Ontology annotation, cellular component: endoplasmic reticulum; cytoplasmic vesicle; plasma membrane. Lineage: Eukaryota; Metazoa; Chordata; Mammalia; Eulipotyphla; Soricidae.